ACACGCUGGUCUUGUGAGAACUUGUGCAACAAAGCGGAAAUACAGCUUUGAGCUUUCUACUUUCUAAAGCAACGAAUGGCAGAAAUCAUGAGUUAUUCUAUACUUUUAUGCGUCUUCAUCCUUGGUUGUAAUGCUGCUGAAAUACCGCAACAAUGUAGUCCUGUAGGGCCUUCUACGCCGCAUGGAAAUUCUGGGGGUAGACAGAACGUGCAUUUAGGUCCUGACGGUUAUGUUAGUGGUUCCAUCUGGCCAAAACCGCAGCAACAUACUCUUGGCGAACAAACGUUCACAUUAAGCCCAAACCAGUUUGAAUUCACUUCAUCAGGCGAGGGAAGUGAUGUUUUGGCAGCAGCAUUGAAACGAUAUCAAGGCCUUACAUUUCCUGAUAAGAUCCAAUCGAAUGCAAUGAGAUAUCGCCGUGGUCUGUCUGCUCUGACGUCCUUGGAUGUAUCAGUGAAGGAGAAAUAUGCACCUAUGACCUUUGAGAGCGAUGAAUCGUACACACUAACAGUAAGCGCUCCAGCAUCGAGUUUAACCGCGAAUACGAUUUGGGGGGCAUUGCGAGGACUUGAAACAUUCAGUCAACUCGUGUACCAAGAUGAAAAUGGCAACUUCUUGGCUAAAGAAGGCAAAAUUACCGACUUUCCUCGAUUUCACCACCGUGGUUUUCUAAUAGAUACAUCCAGACAUUUUAUUCAUGUCAAUGUGAUAUUUAGUCAUAUUGACGCAUUAGCUUAUGCGAAGUAUAAUGUCUUGCAUUGGCAUAUUGUAGAUGAUGAUUCAUUUCCUUUUGUCAGUGAAACGUUUCCUUCGCUCAGUAAUGUUGGUGCUUUUAACAACGUUACACAUAUCUAUAGCGUGGAUGAUGUGAGUAAAGUUAUUGAGUACGGUCGAUUGCGAGGUAUUCGUGUAAUACCCGAGUUUGACACGCCUGGACACACCCAAUCAUGGGUCAGCAUCAAGAAUUUCCUCACACCGUGUUAUUCCGGAGGAAAACCAACUGGAAAAUUUGGCCCUGUUAACCCAACAUUGAAUACCACAUACACCUUCCUUAAGUCAUUUUUCGGGGAAGUUGCAAAGCGUUUUCCCGAUGACUACAUUCACUUGGGCGGAGAUGAGGUAUCCUUUAGUUGCUGGGAGAGCAAUCCUGAUGUGUUGGCUUGGAUGGAUAAAAUGAGAUUUGGCAAAAAUUUUUCACUUCUCGAACAGUAUUACGAACAGAAGUUAAUUGAUAUCGUUGGCGGUUUGGAAAAAAAAUACAUUAUUUGGCAAGAAGUGAUCGAUAACGCAGUCACUGUAAGUCCCGAUACUGUGGUCAACGUUUGGAAAGAUGGUUGGGAAGAUGAAAUGGCUAAAGUUACAGCAAAAAACCUGAACGUUAUUCUGUCCUCUCCGUGGUAUUUGAAUUACAUCUCCUAUGGUGAUGAUUGGCCAAAAUAUUAUCAAGUUGAACCCACUGCAUUUAAUGGAACAAGUGCGCAGAAGAAGCUAGUCCUUGGGGGUACCACUUGCAUGUGGGGUGAAUGGGUGGAUGGAACAAACCUCCUGUCAAGAAGCUGGCCAAGAUCAUUGUCCAUUUCCGAGAGGUUGUGGAGUUCAAUCAACACAACUGAUGUAUCAGAUGCAGAAAAACGUUUAAGAGAGCAUCGUUGUCGUUACCUGAUGCGCGGUAUUCCAGCACAGAAUGGUAUAGAGUCAAAGUAUUGUCGAUAUGAAUGGCCAGGACCUGUUUAGAGUUAGAUCAUAAUUCAUAACGUAAUAAGUGACUAUGGGCUUCUAGACUAAAUAGUAUCGUAAAAGUAUUUUUCGAGGGACUUUCUUAUCCAUAACGUAAUAAGUGACUAUGUGCUUCUAGACUAAAAAUGUGUGAUUUAGUAUGGUAAAAGUAUUUUUUGUGGGGACUUUCUUAUAGGUGGUGAAAUUAUAUUUUAUAAUAUUGUUAUCAUGCAGCUUUAAAAUCUAAUUCGUAGAUUAAAAAUUCUUAAAUUUCAAAAUUGUUUUCACAUUUAUCUCUUCCUUG
This is a messenger RNA of Dendronephthya gigantea, 2020 nucleotides long. Its product is annotated as beta-hexosaminidase subunit alpha-like. NCBI's taxonomy places the organism in Eukaryota, Metazoa, Cnidaria, Anthozoa, Malacalcyonacea, Nephtheidae. Gene Ontology annotation, cellular component: membrane. Bases 76 to 1734 code for a protein of 552 amino acids. Gene Ontology annotation, molecular function: beta-N-acetylhexosaminidase activity. The record is from RefSeq and is a predicted model, not a curated record. Gene Ontology annotation, biological process: carbohydrate metabolic process; ganglioside catabolic process; glycosaminoglycan metabolic process. The transcript has a single exon.